Molecule: messenger RNA, 1734 nt
Organism: Nannochloropsis gaditana CCMP526
Exons: 1
Molecular function (GO): phosphatidylinositol binding; GTP binding; phosphatidic acid binding
Source: RefSeq, a predicted model, not a curated record
CAGCUGUCCGGGAAAAAAUACUGGAAAGGCAAAGAAGACGUCAGCAUUAAGUAGUAAAUUUUGUCACCAAGAGCAGCAGUCGCGACAUCUUCGCACGGCAAAAUUAUCGGAAGAAAAAAUGACCAGCCAUCUUCACGAUCACACCCAGUCACGAAACCGCGUCACGAAUGGCGAUGUAAAUGACAAACGGCUUAACCAAGAUGGUGCUGGACAAGAAAGCACGGAACAAGCUCACCAUCAGCAGCAUGGACCCCAUAAAGAUAGCGACGGACGACCCCGACUAAUAAAGAUUGUCCUCACUGGGGGACCCUGCGGUGGUAAAACCACGUCGCUUGCCCGCUUGUCGGAAUUCUUCCGCACGCACGGCUUUCGUGUGUUUACCGUCCCUGAAGCUGCGACGACCCUGUGGUCGAACGGCGUUGCACUCGCGGAUAUCUUGGGUUCGAAUGAGACCCAGUAUUGGUUCCAGGAUGCAGUGCUUGAUUUUCAGAUCCAUCUCGAAGAUGGAAUGGAGCGAAUUGCCCGCUCUUUAGGAAGGCCAUCGGUAAUACUGUGUGAUCGGGGCACUCUGGAUGGCGCGGCCUACGUCAGCAAGGAACUUUGGGAAGAAUUAGUUAAGAAGAAAGGCCUCGAGCUUUUGAGCAUUCGUGAAGGUAGAUAUGAUGCAAUCUUCCAUUUGGUGACUGCGGCAAUGGGUGCGGAACCUUUCUACUCUUUGCUGAACAAUGUGACCCGCACGGAGUCUCCUGAGUUCGCGCGAGAAGUAGACAUGAAGACGCAGGGUGUGUGGAACGGGCACCCUCGGCAUUACGUCAUUGACAAUUCUACUGACUUUGAGGGGAAACUCGCUCGGGUCCAAGAUGAAGCGGCUCGCCUGGUGGGACUACCACAGCUGCCUCGUGGUGCGGAUAGGUGGUUUUUGCGAAAAAAGCCAAAGCCGGAUUCUUUUACCGUGCCUUUUGAAAAAACCCAGGUCCGUAAGGUGUAUUUGAUGAACGUUGGCCGGCCUCUGCCAGACGGCAGGAAAGUAAGCGUUGAGUACAAUUACGUUGAGGAGAGGUCUCAAGAUGGAUCUGUGGCCUAUGCGCACACCAGCAAGCAACGCUUGGAUGAUGGACACGAGGCAGAAUUGAAACGAAUCAUCGACGCACGCGAGUUUUACUCUCGCAGUACCACAAUGGCUGAUCCAUCCAGGAAGGAGGUCUUUCAAACACGGUAUUCAUUUUUAUGGGCACAACAAGCGUUUGUGGUAAUCCACCAUCAUUCAGACGCCAAGACAAAGUUUGGACCUGAACUUUUCACGUUACGCCGGCAGGCAAAAGGUGGAAUCCCAGAGUUCCCACCUUUUCUGGACGUUGGAGAGCACAUCGAGGAUGAAGAUGGACUCUUUCCUUUUCCCACGCGGCCAUCACCGACAAAGAGUAAUACAACAUCAAUGAAAUAGACACUACAGCCAUGUAAACGUGAAACUUAGCAAGAAUAGCGAAUCUCAUGAUACUAAGCGAAUGGCUAGCGCUCUUGUAAUCGAAUAAUUUAAUUCAAGCUACAAUGUGCGGCAACAAUAUCUUAGAAUUUAGCGCUCAUGGCAUACAUUGGAAUAUACAACUCAACGUUCAUAAAGUGACAAACCAAAAGUGUUAUCUAUGUACUAAGGGUGACCUCAAGCAUUGCUCUCGAUGCAUUUUUUGGGAAGCGCUUUUCGAGCUUCUGCUGAGGAGGAAUACCCAACCUGUA